Messenger RNA from Fulmarus glacialis (Northern fulmar), 633 nucleotides. RefSeq names its product insulin-like growth factor binding protein 5 (gene IGFBP5). NCBI's taxonomy places the organism in Eukaryota, Metazoa, Chordata, Aves, Procellariiformes, Procellariidae. The transcript has 3 exons. Gene Ontology annotation, cellular component: extracellular region. Gene Ontology annotation, biological process: regulation of insulin-like growth factor receptor signaling pathway. The record is from RefSeq and is a predicted model, not a curated record. Gene Ontology annotation, molecular function: insulin-like growth factor II binding; fibronectin binding; insulin-like growth factor I binding. The annotation marks the transcript as partial.
AACGGGAGUCCCGAGAGCAUGAGGAGCCGACCACGUCGGAGAUGACAGAGGAGACCUACCCACCCAAGGCCUACCGGCCCAAGCAUGGGCGCCUCUCCGAGCUCAAGGCUGAGGCCCUGAAGAAGGACCGCCGGAAGAAGCUGACCCUGGCCAAGUUCGUGGGCAUGGCGGAGAACACGGCUCACCCCCGCGUCGUCAUCCCCGAGCUCCGGCAAGAGUUUGAACUGGGCCCCUGCCGCAGGCACAUGGAGGCAUCCCUGCAGGAGCUCAAGAGCAGCCAGCGGAUGGUCCCCCGCGCUGUCCACCUCCCCAACUGCGACCGAAAAGGCUUUUACAAGAGGAAGCAGUGCAAGCCCUCCCGGGGCCGGAAGCGUGGGUUGUGUUGGUGCGUGGACAAAUAUGGCAUGAAGCUGCCGGGGACUGACUACCUGAGCGGAGACCUGCAGUGCCACGCGUUCGACAGCAGCAACGUGGAGUGAAGUCGCAUCCCCUCCCUCCGCCCCAUCACUACCUACCCAGGCUCCCUUCCACCCUCCCCUCCACACCUCCCCGCGCCCCGGGACUCCGAUUCCUUUCAUCUCAUGUAAGAAGAAAAAAAGAAAGGAAAAGAAAAAAGAGAAAGGAAGGAAAAGA